ACGUACGGUUUCCUUUGGAUGCAGGUCCCGCCCAAGAGCUUGUAGAGAAGCCAUUUUUUGAGACAAUAGCUAGAGCAUUAAGGCCUGGUGGUGUUCUCUGUAACAUGGCAGAGAGCAUGUGGCUCCAUACACAUCUUAUUCAAGAUCUGAUCUCUGAUUGCCAUCAAACAUUCCAGGGGUCUGCCGAAUAUGCUUGGGCGAGUGUUCCUACGUAUCCAAGUGGUGUGAUAGGUUUUCUGUUGUGCUCAACAUCGGGGCCUCCCGUUGAUUUCAAAAACCCCGUCAAUUCUAUUGAGAAGUUAGAAGGAGCUCUCAAACAUAAGAGAGAACUCCAGUUCUAUAACUCCGAGAUGCACUCAGCUGCCUUUGCGUUGCCUGCUUUCUUGAGAAGGGAGGUGAGUGCGCUACGUGAAUCUUCAACUCCGGCAAGACAAAUCGGGGAUAAGUAGUUAUUAGUAGAGACAACGGUUGCUUGAGUAGCAAAUGGAAAGCUAGAAAAUAGGUAACUUGUCGAGUGUGGGUGGGGUGGGUUCGUGAGCUCUUCUUUCAGAGGCAUUGGUGGGAUUUCAAUAAUUGUGGAUGAUAUGGACAUUUGACAUUUAAUGUUAUUGGAAAUUUUACUAUGGCUAUCAAA
Malus domestica (apple) is the source of this 634-nucleotide messenger RNA. Its product is annotated as spermine synthase. Lineage: Eukaryota; Viridiplantae; Streptophyta; Magnoliopsida; Rosales; Rosaceae. The record is from RefSeq and is a predicted model, not a curated record. Gene Ontology annotation, molecular function: catalytic activity.